AUGUCAGAGGCAGAGGCCGUGCGUGUGAUCGGCCUAUGGGCGAGCCCGUUCGUGAUCCGCGUCCUCAUCGCGCUGAAGCUGAAGGGCGUCAAGUACGAGCUCGUGGAGGAGGUGGUGGGCAAGAAGAGCGAGCUGCUGCUCAGGUCGAACCCGGUGCACAAGAAGAUCCCCGUCCUGCUCCACCACGGCAAGCCCAUCUCCGAGUCUCUCAUCAUCGUCCAGUACAUCGACGAGGUCUGGUCCUCCGACGCGCCGGCCUUCCUCCACGCCGACCCUUACACCCGUGCGGUCCAGCGGUUCUGGGCACAGUACGUCGAUGACAAGAUUGCCCCGGCAUUCCUUGUCCUGAGAGGGCUCACCAACGGAGACAAGGACGAAGCAGCAGCGCAAGUGUCCACGGCGCUAGAGCAUCUGGAGGAGGCUUUCGUCAAGUGCAGUCAAGGCAAGCACUACUUCGGCGGCGACCGCAUCGGCUUCCUCGACCUCGUUUUCGGCUCACACCUUGGCUGGUUCAGGGCAGUGGAGAAGAUAUCUGGUAUCAAGCUCCUCGAAGAAGAAAAGUACCCUGAAAUCACAGCAUGGGCAGAUCGCUUCUGCACCCACCACGCUGUGAAAGACGUCAUGCCUGAAACCGACAAGCUCGUAGAGUUCAGCACCAAUUCUGCCUUGAAGGCUAAACCUACUACUAAUUAG
This is a messenger RNA of Miscanthus lutarioriparius, 693 nucleotides long. The record is from the annotation of a GenBank genome assembly. Lineage: Eukaryota; Viridiplantae; Streptophyta; Magnoliopsida; Poales; Poaceae.